AUGGGCUGUUUCCUUUUCCAGUGGUAAAUGGUCAAGAACCAGGCAAGAAGCAUCUGAACAAGAGCUGCUUUCUCCAGCUGUUCUGCUUCAUCCACCUCUGGAUUACGGACAAGAAAGCAAGCGUGUCAGUACAAAAGGGGGGCCUUUUUGAAUGCAAAAAGGAUGACUCCCCAUAACAGUACAACAUCUGCUCCAUCUGCAAAUAUUGGAAGCUCUCCAACAGCAGCUGAUAUUGGAAUCAUUGGAGGUGUCAUUGCAGCAGUGGCUUUUGUCUUGCUUUGCCUCCUGGUGGUGAUGCUGAGAUACAUGUACCGGCACAAGGGCACCUACCACACCAAUGAAGCAAAGGGAACUGAAUUUGCCGAAAGCGCAGAUGCCGCUUUGAAAAAUGACCCCGCCAUUCAAGGCGCCAUGGAUGAGAGCCGGAAAGAAUAUUUCAUCUGAGAGCAAAUGCAGUCCCACUGAGAGACACUUAGUCAUUCUCUCCUUCCCAAGGGAAUCAAUCGGACACGACAUCAAAAAGCCACCAGGAUAUGGAGAUAGCACAAAAAAGAACAAGAGGACUAAUUGAAAUAUUGCUGUUUGUCCCAAGAAGAACGGAAUGCUAGAUCUGUGGCUGUUUAUUUGAUUAGCAGCCCAGCUCAGUUCAAUAUCAGAUCAGGAGAAACAAAACAUCUCAGGAUGAGCGAUUAACUGAUAGCAGAUAAUAACAUCAAAUGUCAAACCUUGACAUUUGGCAAAAAUAGCAGGUACCCAUUGAAAGGUUCCUCAUAGACUUGUCAAUCCGUCCUGCACUGAUGUGAUACCAAAAAGUGAAUUUUAAAUGGCAUCAAAACAAGUGUUGAGGUGCAUAAAACAGAGGUUCCUGGCACAAAAACUACUUUGUUGUAGUUCAGAUAUCUUCUUUUUCUCAACAUGCAUAAGCUUGUCAGUUUGGAUAUACAUGUUUGUUCUCGAAGAAUGUUCUGAGGUUUUCUUUUCCUCUUUUCUUUUCCUCUUCUCUUCUCUUUUCUUUUUUCACUGCAAAGAAUUUCACAGAAAAAAACCUAUAGAAAAAUGCUGAAGAAAAGUUUUAAAAUGAAGAAUUUUAUUUCUGAGUAUUUCUCAUGAUGUUGUAAGGCUUCUAUUCUGGGAUACUAGAUUGGUUUGCUUAGGAACUUUCUUUCUUUCUUUCUUUCUUUCUUUCUUUCUUUCUUUCUUUCUUUCUUUCUAUUCCAUAUCAAGUGUCCUUAAGCAUACAGCUCCCUCCACUGCCCUUCCCAGACUUUAUAACUGUGUGGCUUCACUUGCUUAAUUCCCAGGGUGGUUCCAGUCCCACAUUGGCAGCUUGCAUUUCUGUCACAGCCCUGCAGGAUGACCAACAGAGGCAAGAUCUGUGCAGAGAAACACAAGUCCUAUCAUGCAUAUUGGCAGUGGGCGCCUUUCCUUCCAUAUCCACUGAAAAGGGAUAUGGAUGUUAGAGGCACGGUGCAGAGGAAGCCUUUCAGCCAGAAUACAUAGGACCAGCCCAGAGUCUAUACAUUUUGCAGGCAUGCUCUUAGUCCAAGAUAUUGCUAUCCAUUUACAGGCCUUGGGUCUAAACAAAUCUUAACGACUUGUAACCAGAUAGACACAAUUCACCAGCUGUGUGUGGUGCCUUGCUCUGUGUUUGACAGCUGCCUCUCACCAUGUUUGUUGCAAUAGUAAUAAUAGCAGUUUAUUCCAGUGAUCAGACUGUAGGGGAACCGGAGGAGCCAUGCCCUUCUUAACCUUAAAUGUGGCCCCCUUGCCUAAUGCUCUUAGAAGUGCCGGGGGCCAUGGAGAGUCUAACACUGGAGAGAGUCCAGAGUUGGAAGCUGUGCAUUUCAUGAAGAGCCUACAUAGCUUUUCUCCCAUGAUCUGAGCAGUAGUUUGUUCAAUACCAUCUAUAGCACCUCAAAUUAUGGACUUCCAAACCCUUCCCACCUCCCAUUGGAGGCCACUUUUGCAUGCGAAUUCUGUAUGACUUUUGAAUGCUCUGGGUUCAUUUGUAUUCAAGGGGGAAUUACAUUAUAACAUUGUAGCAGAACACGAAGACCUUGGAAAGAUGGGGCAAGGGGAGGCUGUGUUCGGAAACAUGGACUUAGAUCAGAGUACUUCACCACUUCCUGGAGCACUGCCUGAACAGAGCUCCACCUAGAAUGUCCCACUAGUGUAAAUGCAAUCCUUCCCCAUUUCUCCCUUCCCUUUCAGUCUCAAUUGUCACCUUCCCCACUUUUAGGAAGGGUCCCCCAACCUCUGAAACUGGUUUUUUUCUCAGGGAAGGUGGACUGCAGAGGAAGGAGGAAAGCAACAUGUCUCCCCUUCUGCCACAAAAAUGUGCCACUGAGUCAGAAGUUUUCCAUGGAUGGGAGGAGUCUUUCCGAUCACAGAUGGAUGCCCAUGGAUGUACCCCAUAGUGAAUGACACUAUGUGGAAGGAGGAAGCUUCUGGCUGCCGCUCAUUCCAGUGAAAACAAAGAACACUGUGCCUGAAUUCUUGUAUUAUCAAGCACCAUUUGGGAAACCAGCCAUACAUGUGGCCAUCGUAGGCCCAAGUGCACCAUAAAGCAUGCUACAUAGAAAGGCCUUUCGUCCUUUUAAUCCAGACUCAUGGUGUAUAUCCCCUCACUCCAGUCUUGCCUCUUUCUGUUUGCAAACAUACUAUGGCUUUUGGAAUAAGAAGAGUAUUUUCAAGCUGGUCCUGUGCUUUCUUCUUGCAACAGGAAAAUCUGAAUCCCGGUUUGUAUUAUUUCUCUAAAACAUUCAUUAACUUUUGACCCCAUGUUAGCCAUUUAUUGCAAACGAAAUUUCUAUUUGUCCGACAAUAUUCCUCUAACCAAAGAAUCAGUCCAAUUGUAAUACCUUUUCUUUUUCCUGUCACGCAUCAGCGAUUUUAGUAUUAAAACACCGCAACAACA
Varanus komodoensis (Komodo dragon) is the source of this 2917-nucleotide messenger RNA. RefSeq names its product glycophorin C (Gerbich blood group) (gene GYPC). Gene Ontology annotation, cellular component: cortical cytoskeleton; membrane. The transcript has 3 exons. The record is from RefSeq and is a predicted model, not a curated record. Bases 163 to 444 code for a protein of 93 amino acids. Lineage: Eukaryota; Metazoa; Chordata; Lepidosauria; Squamata; Varanidae.